UUUUUUUUUUUUUUUUUCGACUGUAGUGAAAAUCUGAUAGUGAAACUGUCUUAAGUGAAAAACAAUAUCGACGAAUAUUGGCAAAAUAAAGUUCAUCCGGCAUUGUUCCUCGAAUGUACUAUCAGAAACCAAUUUUCCGGCGAAACCUGCUUCGUCACUCAUCAGAAUUUCAUCUUUCCUUUUUUUUUUUUGUUUAGUCGGCUCUGAAAGCGUGGGGUGCUAAGCCGAGGAAUGGAGGGAACGUGGCAGUGGGAGCAGCGAAAGCACUGCCAUAUCAUUCUGCUCAACUCUUCGUCGUAUUUAAAGGAGAACCCGGAACAGGUUGCAGAUGAACGAAAACGACUGCACGAUCGCUGCGGCAAGGAAGCGGAUAUCCUGAAGACAAGGGGUCGCGUGCCAAGUCUGUAGCGUUCGGUAAGGAAGAGGAAGGACCCCCUCCCCCCACCCCCACCCCGUCGAGUAAUAUCACCCCUUGGAAGGAGAGGAGAGAAGGAGGAAGGGGGUCGUCAUGGGCCCGGCAACCCAAAUCGUAUCCUAUUGAGCGAUGCAAGUGAUUAGGGCCGGGGCCCUGCUAGUGAGCAUGUGGCUCACUAGAGAAUGAAGAAGCAAAACGUCCGGACUUUAUCAUUAAUCGUCUUCACGCUUACCUAUCUCCUCGUCGGUGCUGCAAUCUUCGACGUGCUCGAGUCCGAGACGGAGAAAUCACGCAAAGAAGCGUUAGAUGCCAUUGAGAAGAUGGUCAUACGAAAAUAUAACAUAAGCGAGGACGACUUCAAGAUCAUGGAAACAGUGGUGCUGAAGACGGAACCUCACAAAGCUGGCCAACAGUGGAAGUUCGCCGGCGCGUUUUAUUACGCCACAACGGUCCUCACCACGAUAGGUUACGGACACUCGACGCCGAACACUAUCUACGGCAAACUGUUCACAAUGUGCUACGCGAUCAUCGGUAUUCCAUUAGGACUUGUAAUGUUCCAGAGUAUAGGAGAACGCUUAAAUAAAUUCUCGUCUGUUGUGAUACGAAGCGUAAAACAACUUCUAAACUGUAAGGACGUCCAGGCCUCGGAGAUAAACCUCAUCUGCGUGGUAACGACGUUGUCGUGUCUGACUAUCGCCGGCGGCGCCGCCGCAUUCUCCAGGUACGAAGGGUGGUCCUACUUCGACUCCAUUUACUAUUGCUUCAUCACCUUGACGACAAUCGGUUUCGGCGACAUGGUUGCGCUGCAGAAGGACAACGCGCUCAAUAAGAAACCCGAGUACGUGAUGUUCGCCCUAAUAUUUAUUCUCUUCGGCUUGGCGAUCGUGGCGGCCUCGCUUAAUCUGCUGGUUUUGAGAUUCGUGACGAUGAACACGGAGGAUGAAAGACGAGACGAAGCCGAAGCAUUACAGGCGGCCCAGGGCGCGGUGCGUCUCGAAGGCGACGUAAUAACGGCGAACGGCUCGAUACUCUCCGGCCAGCUCGGCAAUCACGGGAACGUGUUGUCGUUGGACGACGAGGCGUCGGUGUGCAGCUGCCGCUGCAGCGGCUUUCAGAGGAAGCGGCGGAGACCGCGUUUCACGGUGCGCCGCUCGCCCGGCAAGAUCUCGCACUUGCUGCCAAUGCAACAGCUGUCGAUGUCGAGCGUGAGGGGUGGCGAGCCGCGACCGCCGCAGCUCGCCCCACUGCUGCCGCUGCCGCCGCUAUAUCAGCACCGCGCCAGCAUCUGACGUUGCUCGGCCGCGAGGAGCGUGAUCCUCCUUGAGCAGCAACAACAACAUCACUACCACGAACAGCCACGGCGGGAGUCCGUCUGAGGAGCGUGUGCCUCUGCCCGGCAGCCGCCGACUUCAACGAAUUUCAAUCGUCGUCGAGACGCUAUCAUCACCGCCACGAGUUCUCCUCUUCCACUCGCUCCGUUUUUCUCUUUUUCUUCCUCUC
Messenger RNA from Pogonomyrmex barbatus (red harvester ant), 1915 nucleotides. RefSeq names its product TWIK-related acid-sensitive K[+] channel 6 (gene Task6). Gene Ontology annotation, cellular component: plasma membrane. NCBI's taxonomy places the organism in Eukaryota, Metazoa, Arthropoda, Insecta, Hymenoptera, Formicidae. Gene Ontology annotation, biological process: potassium ion transmembrane transport; stabilization of membrane potential. Gene Ontology annotation, molecular function: outward rectifier potassium channel activity; potassium ion leak channel activity. The record is from RefSeq and is a predicted model, not a curated record.